Megalobrama amblycephala (Wuchang bream) is the source of this 846-nucleotide messenger RNA. Its product is annotated as ras-related protein Rab-39A-like. The record is from RefSeq and is a predicted model, not a curated record. The transcript is spliced from 2 exons. Lineage: Eukaryota; Metazoa; Chordata; Actinopteri; Cypriniformes; Xenocyprididae. The coding region runs from base 63 to 668 and encodes 201 amino acids. Gene Ontology annotation, molecular function: GTP binding; GTPase activity.
GUGGAUUUAACUGAAUAUCAAUUAUAAUUUGAUGGGUUCUCAGUUUUUCUGGUCAUAUCUUUAUGGAUCCUGCAGCAGUGUCAGCUGUCAUGAAUCACAGUGCACAGUUCCUCUACCGUUUUAAAAUGAUGAUGAUAGGUGACAAUAAUGUGGGCAAGUCAUGUAUUCUGAAGCGCUACACAGAGGGUCUGUAUCCAGAGAGAUGGGUGACCAUUGGAAUGAGCUUCUGCAGUCACAUCCUAGAAGUGGAACCUGGGGUGAGAGUGAAUCUACAGAUUUGGGAUACACCCGGUCAUGAAUCGUUUUGGCGUGUUAUCUGUCCUUCCACCCCUCAAUCAGCUGGAUGCAUGCUGGUGUUUGACCUGGGUGAUCGUGAGUCUUUCAACUACGUUAAAUAUCGGCACAUGGAGGUGUGCAAUAUUGUGCAGCCGUAUACUGUGCUCUUCAUGCUUGUGGGACACAAGUGUGACAGAGAAGAGCGGGAGGUGAAUCAAGAUGAGGUGGAAGAGUUUGCCAGUGAAUUGGGAGCACCGUACAUCGAGGCCUCGGCCAAAACUGGUCACAAUGUGGCAGAAGCUUUUGAACUGUUGACCCGGCGCAUUUAUCAGGGCUAUCUGAGCGGAGAAGUGCACUUGCAUGAGAGCUGGGGAAAGAUCCAUAAAAAAUAAGUCAGCGGAAAACAACAAAUGCUGGACUCAUAAAGUCAACAUGAAACUGCAUGUUUUCCAUAUUAUGACCAAUCAAAUGUAACCAGGUAUUUUGACAAAAUAAAAAAUGAAGGACAAAAACCACUAAAAAUUAGAAAUUGCGACUGAUUCUGAUUGUUCUAUAACCAGUGUUUGCUGU